Molecule: messenger RNA, 852 nt
Organism: Colletotrichum aenigma
Lineage: Eukaryota; Fungi; Ascomycota; Sordariomycetes; Glomerellales; Glomerellaceae
Product: 37S ribosomal protein S10
Exons: 4
Coding region: 1-852 (283 amino acids)
Biological process (GO): translation
Cellular component (GO): ribosome; mitochondrion; small ribosomal subunit
Molecular function (GO): structural constituent of ribosome
Source: RefSeq, a predicted model, not a curated record
AUGCGCGUAACAUCGCUAUUGCGGCCAACAACCCGCUUUCUGGCGCGGUCAACACCACAGGCCGUCGUCCAGCGACAGCCGUUAACGCGAUUUCUUGCCACUGGAGCACCCAUCGCCGAAGAGAGCAUUGACACGCCCAUCGACCAGAUUCCCUCUGCAGAAGCUCGCGAAAGAGUGUCAACUACUAGAAAGGCCCUCCCCAAUCCCCAACAAGGGAAGUCACCGACAUUGCGAUUCCCACGAAGUGUUCAGGCUCUCUAUCUUCAGCCCUUGAGAUGCGAAGCUGAAUACGGCAUUCCCUCAUGCGACCUGCAGCUACGUUCUUUCAGUAUAAGAAACCUCGAAUUCUUCGUCGAUUUCGCCCUUCGCGCAGCAUACUAUCUCAAGCUUCCAGCUUUUGGUCCAGUACCGCUACCUCGUAUUACCGAACGUUGGACAGUCCCUCGCAGUAGUUUCAUUUUCAAGAAGUCUCAAGAAAACUUCGAACGCAUCACCCUACGUCGCCUCAUCCAGAUUCGCGAUGGCAACCCGGAGACGGUGCAGUUAUGGCUGGCUUUUCUCCAAAAACACGCAUACUAUGGCAUUGGUAUGAAGGCCAACAUCUGGGACUUUGGCAAGCUAGGUGAAGGAAAGUCGAUGGAUGCCAUCUCCGAACACGCACUUGGGGCUAUCGAACCGAAGUGGGAACAUCUGAGCCAGCUCAGAAGUCUGGACACGGUCGAGAAAGUUGAGGAGUUCCUGGCCACCUCGCGGUUUAAUACCGACAGUGGUAAGCGGGCGGAAGGACAGCGCCGCUUCGUAAAGGAACAGUUUAAAAGAGAAAAGAUGAUGAAGAGAAAAGAGGCUGAGUGA